AUGUCCAAAGCCCUGAAGGAUGUUGUGCGCCCCUUGGGGGCAGAGGAGCCCAGCAUGGCGCGGGCGGUGGUCCGCAGUCUGGGGGGCUUCAGCCUGGGCUUGUCCUUGGCCACAGCCUAUGGGCUCCUGGGGCUGCUGGUGGAAGGGCACAGCCCCUGGGGCUGCCUGGUGGGCACGCUGACUUUGGCCGCCUUCCUCGGCCUGGGCAUGGGGUUCUCUCGCCAGGUCCGGGUCACUGUCCUCCUGCUGCUGCCCCAGGCCUUCUCCCGGCAGGGCCGGGCACUGCUGUUGGUGGCUGCUUUUGGGUUGGUGCUGCAAGGGCCUUGUGCCAACACCCUGCGUAACUUCACCCAAGCCAGCGAGGCCGUGGCCUGUGGGGCAGAGCUGGCCCUGAACCAGACUGCCGAAAUGCUGGAGCGAGCUAAACAGCCCCUUGUCAGUGCCCUGAAUAAGAUUAAAGCCAUUGCGCAAAAGGCCAAAGAGGUGGCUGACCAGGUUCGCAAGUUCUUUCGGUCAAUCAUGGAUGGCGUGAAGCACGUAGCCAGGGCGCUGCGCAAUGUGUGGUACUGGCUCCUGCACAUCGGCGACGUAUGCAACUCAGAGCUGGGCAACCCUUACUUGAAGUGUGCACGGGUCUUCGAUGAUGCCAAGGACAGCUGCAUGAAGGCCAUACCGCAAGCCUACCACCUGUGUUACGUGCUCAUGCCCUUCAAACUGGGGCUCUGUGGACUUGCCAGUGUGGUCCAGGUGUUCUGCAUCAUCCCCAAGUACGUUCAACCCUUCUUGCGCAAGACCAUAGGCACCCCUGUGCAGAAGUUGAUUAACCGGGUGCGUCAAGAAUUUGAGUUCAACAUGACAGCCACCCACUACUUCUCUGUGGAUCUCAAUGCCUCUCGGAGCCUGUCCCAGGUUGCUCUGGACCUGCAGGAAGCUGUCAGCAUGAAGCUGUACCAUGUCCGAGAGGCCCUGGCUCUGAUGGGCUACACCACGCCUCUGCUGUUUGUGCUUCUCUACCUCCAAGCCCUGUUUUACCGGUACUGUUACCUGAACUGGGACAGUUAUGACAACAUCUAUAUCACCAGUCGAUUCCUGCGCAUGGAGUCUGUCCGCUCCAUGGCGGGACUGCCCACGGUGCUGCCGCUCAGUGCCCAUGAGGCCAGACACUAUAUCCAGCCAGGUUCCAUCUUCAUGUCCCAGUGGGAGAAGAUUUUUUACGUCCUGGCAAUCUUCCACCUUGUUCGGCACCUCCUUCUCGUGCUGCUCCUGAUUUUCCUGGACUAUGCCGUCUUCUGGGUGCUGGACCUGGCCCGGCACCAGCUGCAGGGGGAGAUCGUGGCCCGCAGCCCUGUGUUAGUGUCCAUCACUGUGGAAGGCAACGGUUAUGCUGGGAAGAUUUAUCGUGACCUGGUAUCGGCAUUCGAUGUCCUGCAGCAAGGCAACAUCACAAUCUUGUCCCGGCGCUGUCUCCUGCGUCCCUCGGAGCCCAACACCACUGGUUAUGUAGUCAUUGGCAUCAUGUAUGGCCUAUGUUUCUUCAUCACCCUGUUUGGAAACUAUGUUGGUCGGCUGCGGCGGGUCAUCUGUGCUUCCUACUAUCCAUCCCGGGAGCAGGAGAGGAUCUCCUACCUCUACAACGUACUUCUGAGCCGCCGAACCAACCUGUUGGCCAACCUGCACAGAGCAGUGAGGCGGCGGGCAGCCGACCAGGGCCAUGUGAGCGUCCUCCAGGUCCUGGCCAGACGGUGCUUCUGUCUGGCUCCAUUUAUGAACCACUUUUGGCAGCACCAGGCCUACUGCCUGGGCUGUGGGCAGCCCCAGGACGAGGCGGGCACAGAGAACUUUGUGUCCUGCAGUACCCCUGCCUGCCGAGGUCUCUUCUGCCUCACUUGCUUCCGCCUCCUGGACAACACCUGCUCCGUGUGUGCAUCUCCCCUGUCCUACCAGGGAGAACUGGACCUGGAGCUGGACUCCAGUGACGAGGAAGGCCCCCGGCUGUGGCUGGCUGCAGCUCGAAGAAAGGGCCCCGCGCAGGAGGGGUUACUGCGGCAACGGCUCCAAGAAGCGCUGGGCAAGACCCUCUCAUCAGAGUCCAGCUCUGAGUUCAGUGACCUGGACGAAGAAAGGGGUCCUUGGCAGAGGAAGCACAGACCAUAG
Messenger RNA from Pteronotus mesoamericanus, 2154 nucleotides. RefSeq names its product DC-STAMP domain containing 2 (gene DCST2). Bases 1 to 2154 code for a protein of 717 amino acids. The record is from RefSeq and is a predicted model, not a curated record. Gene Ontology annotation, cellular component: membrane. NCBI's taxonomy places the organism in Eukaryota, Metazoa, Chordata, Mammalia, Chiroptera, Mormoopidae. The transcript is spliced from 15 exons.